AUGGAUUUAGACGAGGCUCUAAUUGUGCCUAGGGCUACUGUGCUUGUCAGGUUCAAUGGCGAAGUGAGCCACACGAUUGGAGAAAUUACUUUGCCAGUUUAUGCUAAUGGGGUGAACAAACAGACUAAGUUCUCAGUCUUAGACUCACCAUCUGCUUACAAUAUUAUUUUGGGCCGCCCCUGGUUACACUCCAUUGGGGUCGUCCCCUCCACUUAUUAUCAAGUAUUACGCUACCCAACGAAGAGUGGCGUUAAAGAGCCAAAAGAAGAACGGAAAGUGGAGAGUAUGCAUCGACUUCCAUUCCCAUUGUCGCACAUAGACAUGAUGGUAGACCUGACAGCCGGACAUGGGCUUUUGAGCUUUAUGGACGCCUUUUCUGGGUACAACCAAAUCCUCAUGCAUCCAGAGGAUCAAGAAAAGAUGGCAUUUAUCACGGAGAGAGUGAUUUACUACUAUAAGGUGAUGCCCUUUCAUUUGAAAAAUGUCGAAUCCACUUAUGAGUGA
Messenger RNA from Tripterygium wilfordii, 504 nucleotides. RefSeq lists its product as uncharacterized. NCBI's taxonomy places the organism in Eukaryota, Viridiplantae, Streptophyta, Magnoliopsida, Celastrales, Celastraceae. The transcript is spliced from 2 exons. The coding region runs from base 1 to 504 and encodes 167 amino acids. The record is from RefSeq and is a predicted model, not a curated record.